Phytophthora nicotianae INRA-310 is the source of this 1312-nucleotide messenger RNA. RefSeq lists its product as hypothetical. The transcript has 2 exons. NCBI's taxonomy places the organism in Eukaryota, Oomycota, Peronosporomycetes, Peronosporales, Peronosporaceae. Gene Ontology annotation, biological process: ceramide biosynthetic process. The coding region runs from base 91 to 1065 and encodes 324 amino acids. Gene Ontology annotation, molecular function: sphingosine N-acyltransferase activity. The record is from RefSeq and is a predicted model, not a curated record. Gene Ontology annotation, cellular component: membrane; endoplasmic reticulum.
CAGCUUCAGACGGGAGGUCCUUGGCACAUGGGCUCACACAGUGCAAAAGUCCACGCGUCGGGCGCAUUUCAGUAGAGACUUCCAGCAAGCAUGCCGUGCUUCCUGACCGAGUGCGACCCCAUGGAGGAGGCCAAGCGCUUCGGCAUGGCCAUGGCUGGUCUGUAUGCUUACCAUUUUGUGGUGGACACGGUGCUCAUCCGUCCGGCCGUUCGUUACAUGAUGCGCAAGGGCUGGCUGGGCAAGGAGAAGGAGGACAAGAUGCGCGAGUCGCUGUACAAGAAUGCUGCGGUGGGCGCGUUCCACAUCUUCGGGUACUACGUUGGCUGGAAUGAGUCGUGGUUCCUCAAUAAGGAGGAAUAUUUCAAGGAGUUCCCGUAUGUGGCCAACGAGGCCCAGCGCUGGUACUACAUGAUUUACCUGAGCUUCUGGUUCCAGAGCAUCGACUUCAUGCUCAACAUUACCAACAAGCACUACACGGUUAAGCGCAAGGACAAUGCUGAGAUGCUUGUGCAUCACUUUGCCACCAUCUCGCUUAUGCUCUUCUCGUAUUACGUCGAUCUGACUAAGAUCGGCAUCUGCGUGCUCAUGAUUCACGACGUCAACGACCUGCUGCUCGAGACCGCCAAGGUGUUCGUUUACCUCCAAUGGGAGACAGUGGCUAAUAUUUUCUUCGGCUUGUUCGCGCUCGUGUGGUUCCUGGUGCGCUGGUUCUUUUACUCGUACAAUAUUUUGCACAGUGCCUACGUGUUCGCCUACCAGGACAUUAUCGCACCGAUCACAAAGGCCGGUAGCUUCCACGGCAUCAGUGCCGAUGUGUGGUACUCGGUAUGGGUCAUCUACUUCGGUUUCCUGUGCCUGCUGCUUGUGCUCCACAUCUACUGGGGCGUUUUGAUCGUCAAGAUGGUGAUUAAGGCGCUGGGCGACGGCAAUGUCGAGAAGGACAUUCGCAGCGACUCGGAGGGCGAGGAGGACGAGUCUGUCGAGGAAGAGCCGAAGAAAUCACUCGAGACGACUGUCGCCGAUGCAGCCAAGCCCCGGCGCCGUCGUGCACCCAAGGCUGAGUAAGUACUUAGGCAGCCCAACCUGUAGUCGAUUGGCUCUUGUGAUUGCGCCCGCGACGACACAUCGACGGACAACGAGAGCGAUUUUUGGCGGAGAUUGUCAUGUUUACUUGGCGAACGUGCGCGUCAUAUUGUAGAGAAGAAGAGAAUGGGGAGAUUGGUAGUGGAGGCAGUAGAGCUUUUAGAGGUCCUACAAUCAACAGGAAAGGUUAUCCAUACAACGUCAUCUUGAUGGCACUGCAACACCGUAC